UCAGUUUGUUGUCAAAUUGUAAAAUGGCAGUCGCUACGGGAGUCGGUUUGUGAUGCAUCUGUAAAAAAAUUUAACGAGAAACACUUGUUUCGAUUGUGUUAAGUGAUUAAAAGUGUGAAAUGAUAAGUUUUGGACUAUUCGCAUCAGGUAACAAUCACUAUACGUUUAAAUACGGCAUUAUGUACUGAAGUAUACGAGAUGCAGAUCAGUGAGGCGGCCGGCGGGGUGCCGGCCCUGGGUGCCGAACCAUGUAGAUUUCCUAAACUAGAAGAAUGCGCCCAUUUUCACUACGAGAGGGUGCAAUUGCCCCAGUUGACCGUCACCCUGCAGACCAACAUGGACCAAUCGCUGCACUCGCAACAUACUAAUGACGAUACCGAUGUCGAGUGGUUUAUGGUGCAGGUUACUUCGGGAGAUGCCUGUUGGAUCAUUCAAAGAAACUUCGAAAAUUUUCGGAUGUUAGAUGAUCAGUUGCAUCAGUGUAUUUUCGACCGGAAGAUUUCUCAGUUGCAAGAUUUGGCCGGUCAGUCUCUCAACGACGAAGAUCUUGAGACAAAACUUAUCGUCUACCUGGAACGUUUCAGUAAAAUAGCCGACAAUUCGGUAAAUUGUGGUCCUGUGUUAAAUUGGCUUCAAAUGGACAACAAAGGACAUAGAUUGUUGGUGCCGAGCGAGGAAAGUCGAUCGAUCAACACGCCGGCCGUAGCUGCCGCUUACAGUGUGCGUAGAUAUGUCUCGCAGGCUCGAGAUGAAUUGAAUUUAGAAGUAGGUGAUAUGAUUUCCGUCAUUGAUAUGGCCAGUCCAGGAGAAUCGAUGUGGUGGAGAGGAAAGAGGGGAUUCCAAGUGGGAUUUUUUCCGCAACACUGUGUUCAUAUCAUCGGAGAUAAAGUACCGAGAAAUAUGCCUCUACCGCCACCUGUCGUUGGGUCUUUAGCAUUAACACCGAUUAAACCAGUUUUGAGAAGACACGGUAAACUGAUCACAUUCUUUAGGAGUUUUAUUUUGAACAGGCCAUCCAGGAGGAGAUUGAAACAAUCAGGAAUUUUGAAAGAGAGAGUAUUCGGUUGCGAUCUCGGGGAGCACCUGCUCAAUUCGGGCAAUGACGUACCGAUGGUGUUGAAAUGUUGCGCCGAAUUCAUCGAGAAGCACGGAAUCGUCGAUGGAAUUUACAGAUUAUCCGGAGUUACUUCAAAUAUUCAGAAACUCAGAAAUGCUUUCGAUGAAGACAGAAUACCUAAUUUGUGUACAGAAGAUAUUCUGCAAGAUAUUCACUCGGUUGCAUCUCUUUUGAAAAUGUACUUUAGAGAAUUACCAAAUCCGUUAUGCACUUAUCAAUUGUACCAAAGUUUCGUAAACGCUGUACAAGGUUGCAACACUGCAAUAAGAAAUUCUGAAUCUGAUCACGAUAGACUGUUGAAGAUGAGAGAAACCGUACAAAAACUUCCUCCGCCACAUUACAGGACUCUGGAGUAUUUGAUGAGGCAUUUGGCAAAAGUAGCCAAGAAUGGAGCGAGCACGGGUAUGACAACUAGAAACGUUGCCAUAGUUUGGGCUCCAAAUCUAUUGAGGUGCGAAGCUUUGGAAGUAGGUGGUGUGGCUGCUCUGCAGGGGGUUGGAGUACAGGCGGUAGUGACGGAAUUUUUGAUCUGUUACACCGAUCUAAUAUUCUGUGAUCAUUUACCUAACUUAGAUCAACCGACUAUGACCAACGAAAGUUUAUUAUCGAAGAAAUGUCGACCUAAUAGCCUAGCAAUUUCGACACCAACAAAAUUGAUAACAUUAGAAGAGGCUAGAAAUAAACAUUUACCAAAUAAAAAUGAAGAUUGUAAUUAUAUCGAAGUAGGUGGAGGACCAAAAAAUCUCCCGAAGAAAUACCAUACUAUCAUAGAAUUACCAUCAGGUGCCAGAAAAAGAGGUCACACUAAACGGUCUCCAUCGGGUUGGAGAAUGUUUUUCACGAAAUCUAGGAACCAAACUCAAGGAAACGUUUCCAAAAAUCGAAAAGCUUCUACACCAGUUACUAUGAAUGAAAAAUUUGUCACGGAAUCUGACCUGACCGAAAUGAAAAGAAAAUUGAGGUCAGUAAAAUCAGCAGAAAGCUUAACAUCAGGUCAUUCGGAACCGGCUAGCUGCGAAGACGUUUUAGGACCUCUACAUUCUUUACAUAAACCUACCGGUCACAACAGGUCAGUUUCCCAUGAUUCGUAUUUCGAUACACUUCAAAAUUCACAGAACAAUUCCGAAGGUUCCUUAUUGGAUCUCAGUGAAAUUCAAAUCAACUUCGAAUUAGAGGAAUCAGAAAUGAGAAUAUUUUCAGAAGACGAGAGUCUAGUUAGUUCACCUAGGAUACAUAAAGAGACACAACGACGUGUCCUAACGCGAGCUAGACCAGAAGAAUAUAAUAGCGCUACUAAUUCGGUGAAUCCCUCGCCUAAAAAACAACCUCGUGUUGUGUUAUCUCCCGAAUCUCAUACGCGGAAACGAACACGAUUAGAAGACCAACUAUCCGAUAUUCAGUACAUCGAUUGUAAUACUCCAGAUAACGUUGUCUCCACUACGGCUGUGAUACACCCAUUUCCAGAAAGUCCCGUUAUCCAAACGAACAAACUAUUCGAUUCUUAUCAACCUAAAAAUAAAUCUCCAAGAAACUCGGAUAAUUUAGAAAAAUCCGGUAAACGACAAUCUUUAGAUAUAGAAAAUAAUACAGUAAAAAGUGUCGUUCCCAAAUCGCUCACCGAUUUGGAUCUCACUCAAUCGUAUUUAGGCUCCAACAGUUUAUUAACAACUCCAACGCCUGAUUCACCGGUAUAUAAACAAUUAGGCGAAAGUAGCGCUAAUACAACACCAGCCAUUUCUCCUACUUACGAUAGUUCUUCGGAAAGUACUUUCCAAAAAACUGAACUGAAAUCGCCUACUUCCAAAACUCACAAUUACGAAAAUAUCAAAACUACUAUAAGUAUAACUUACAGAUCGCCGCCGCGUAGUACUCCAGCGUCACCUUUAAAACCGCCAAUCGGUAAUAUAUACGAAAACGUGAUAUUAAACACAGAAAAAGUUGAUAUACCCACGUCUACAGCUUCGCUACCUAUACAAGAAGCCAGUUUAACCGUAAACGGUGAAUAUACAACCGACAGACCUAAAAGUCUUAGCGCUUUAGAAGAUUUAACGUCCGUUAAUGAUUCUACAAUAAAAAAUAAUUUAAGUUCCGGCGCUGUUUGUAAUACCAGCGAACAAUAUUCCCUCGGUAGCUACAACGAUCAAAAAACUUUUAGUUCAAAUCAAUCCAGUACAUCUAAUAUCCAAUAUACGGCUAGUAUCAGCUCUGCCCCUUAUCAUCAUCACGUCGACAAUUCGGAUCGUUUCAGUCACAGUGAUCUAAGUCUAAGCGAGGUAGUAGAAAGUUCCUUAGACAACUUAAGCACUAGUCAGACUUCGCUUAGUUUUCCAGCAAGUCCUUCGAAAAACAGCGCUAGUCCUAAUGUUAGUCCGACGCAGAUCUACGAUUGUUCCUCGCAAGAAAUAUUAACACCUCUCACUCCAACAGAAACAAAAAAUACCAGCGAAGGUCUCAGCAUUGAAAAUUUAGAAAACUUACCGCCGGAAGGUGAGGAAUGUCCAGUAAAUUUAAUCGAAUUCAGUCCUACAGAAAGUAGAUUUAGCAACAACGAUAAAAGAAAAUCUGAUGAAACCGAAUCGAUUGACGAUACAUCUAUUUAUCAACAAGUUAAGUACUUCAGAAGAUCCGUACACGAGGUGAACGCCUUAUUGGACGGGGAAAACGAAAAAAUAGAUGAGGAUCAAGAAAAAAACGGAUUAUUAGUAAAAAACGAGUGCCCAGAAGAUACUUACGACUCGUUAGAAUCAGAAAACGUUCAUUUAUAUGAAAAUAUCGAUGGUGAAAGUAUGAGGAGUGUAAAUGUAUAUGAAAACGUAGAGAUCAAGACUGAUAAAGAAGAAAAUGAGGUGAAUGAUUCUGUUUGUACAGUAGCAGAUAAGAAAGAAGAAGUAGAUAUUAGUAGCGCGCCUGGUGAUAAUCCAGUAUUACAUUUAGAAGAAUCUGAUGAUAGUACAAAUAUCUCCAAUUGUCAUAGGUUAAUGAAAUUUUAUGAAAAGGAUAGUUUACCGCCUUGUUUGCGCGCCAGGAAUCUCAAACAUCAAAUUAAAACGCGUUCUUUGGACGAAGAAGCGUUCGAAAAAGAAUUCGGUACGAACCGCAGUCGAAGAACUUCUUUCGAUGAAAGAGUCGGUCAUAGAAACAAUUCAUUGAGCUAUAAAACGAAUUCGCUGCCUAAAACGUUGAAUCAACCUAAAUCGUUACCUUUGGACGACGGUAAAGUCGAUUCGUUGCAUUUGGCACAUAGUUCGGAAAAUAUCAACACAAAUUUAAGUGAAGAAGAACAACAGAAGAAGAGAGAAAGGAUAGAGAGGUAUAAGGAAGAGAGAAGGAGAAUUUUACAAGACAGAUAUAGGUCGGAGUCGUUCAAAGAAGACAAAGAAGUUCUUCUAACCCGUCUACGUAUAUACAAACCCAAAGAAGAAACCAUCGAAAUAUCGAAGAUCGUCGAGGUCGAGCGUCCGCCGCGCCAUCGAAGACGUAGCUCGCGAAGCGAAGACAGCGACGGUCAAGAACCUCCCACCAAGUUAGAAGAAUCUUUACGGUUGGACAAUUCUUCUAAAAUAACCUCGAGAUUCGAAGAAGACGAAGAAACCGUUAAAGAAAAAUCGGACUCGACGACGUUAGUUGCCGAUAAACCGAAAACGAUGAAGGAAAGUUUGAAAUCUCGAGCGGCGAUAUUCGAACAAAACACACAAAAAAUCUCCCCGCCAACUAGUUUAAUUAUACAGAAGAACAGACCGUUGAAACAAACCAAAAAUAUACAAGAUGGUAGAGAAAAAUUCGUAAAUUCUUUAGAGAACCGUGAAAAGUUAAAUUCCGUAGAAUAUCGGGACAAAUUGUACGGGAGGAUAGAAAAAAAGGAGAGUUUGGAUGAGGAAUUGAAAGAUUUGGAUUUUAUUAGACAUAAAAGAAGAGACGGUGAAAUUUUAAAAGAGAAGAGGCAUACUUUCGAUACUAGGGAAAGGGAAACAGAAGCCGAAAGGUUGAGGAGGAUUAGUUUGGAUAGCAGAAGCCCAAGAAAAGAAAAGGCAUCACCAACGUACUGUAUUAAGGACAUGAAAGCUAUUUUUGAAUCAAAGUCAAAACAGUAACUGUUAAUAAAUUAAUUUAAAAUAAAGUAUUAGAGUUUUUGCAAAUUCUAUAAUAUAGCAAAUUGACCAAAUGUUAUUUACUUUGUAAAAAUGAACUUCACAUUUAAUGUAUAUAUAUUUUUUAGUGUUUUUUAUUUUGUAUGGCCUAGUUAUUUGAUUUGUACGAAAAAUUUUUGUGAUUUAUGAUGACGUAUAAAUAAAACAUGGUUUGUUUUAAGAUACUCCAAAAAAGUGUAUAUUUUGUAUCGUUCUUUGAAAAAUUACAUCUUCAACAACUUUACUUUUAAUUAUGGUGUUUACUCAUCCAGGAACUUGUUUGAUGGUAGAUGUUACACACACGGUGUUUCUUGCUCACUCAAUUUAUUUAUACAUUACAGAAACAAUCAAUUAUGCACUAAACUACUCCCUAUUUAUUAUAAUUAUCCACUAAGACUUCCAUCCAAUUAUUUACUGUCUUUUUCGCUGAUAUUUAUACAAAAAGAAUUUCUCGUUAAUUCGGUUCUAGAAUGUAAACAUACAAAAAGGCCUCAAAUAUUUCCGCUUUAUUUUCACGCAAUUUGUACCCAGCGCAACCACCAAACUUUUGAUUCUAUUAAAAUAAUCAAACAGGACUGGAUUCAUGUCGUGGACGAGUUCGUAACAUUUACUAUUUUUUGUUAUGAAGAAAAUUGUUAUUGUAUAAAGAACUACAAAAUAUACUCUUAUCAUUUUGGUAUUUGGUAUAGAUUAGUCUACAAAUUGUUGUGUACUGCCAAACCAUGCAAGCUUUAGAAAAUCUGUAAAACUUUUAAAGUUUUUUUAAGAAUUUUUUUAUCAAACAUUUUUAAGUAGCGAUCACUGAGGGACGUAGCUUGCCCUAGAGGUGGACCCUGUAUUAUGAUGUGUUGGGGGGCCCUUCAAUCUAACUGCAGAGAAGUCCAAAUUUUAAACAAAAAAAAACAAAAGCGCUGGUAUUAAAUAAUAUUUUUUUUCAAAUUUUUUAAUUAAAUCUAUAGCUGUGGAUAAUAUUUCAUGGUUUUAGGGGGGGGGCUGUAGUCACUUAUAAAGUUACUUCAAUUUAAAACUGAUUUUUAGCAAUAUUAGUUUUUAUAAUAGAAUAAAGUAGGGGCACAAAUGAGAAAUAUCUUUUAAAUAACUUAAUUUUUAUUUAAAUUUUUUAACAAAUAAACUUGAUAUUUUGUGACUGGUAUCGCCUAUACUGUUAACAAGGGCUUCCGUUAUAUUUGUAUCAGUGUACAUUGAUGGUAUUCCCUGUAUAUGAUGUUUUGGCAUAAUUGAAAGUUCAAUUUCACUUUGAAAAUAAAAAAAAAAUAGUAGUGCAAACUUAAGUUAGAUAAAUUUUACAUUUUGAAAUUAUAUUAAAAUGAAUUUUCAAAAUUAAAAAAAAUUGUAGUAUAUACUCUAGUUGAUUUCUAAUGAAUUUAUAGAAAUAGUGCACAUUAUAUGUACCUAUCAUCCUCAAAAAGGGCUUAGACUACAUUUCUUUUUAGUUUUUCUAACCCAUUAUACCCCUGACUUGUCUUAAAUAAUUACCCGAUUCAAUUAAUCAUCACCCCACUAUUAUCUAUAAAUAUUUUACAUAAUUCAUCACAUCACUUAAGUAUAAUAAGAACGAAAAUCGAAACAAAUUUAAUUCCAAAGUAACCGAAUAAAAUAUAAGUUGGUAUAUCUAGAAUCAAUUGUGAUAUUCAUGCUACUGAAAACACUGUUUACACUAAAACUAUACCAACACUUACAAUUAGAAUGUCUGAAAUGUGUUUCGAUAACCGAAUUUUCAUCUUCAGAGGUAAAAUUUGGUCUCUGAAGAUAAUAAGUUAUCGAAACCCGCAUUAUGAGUGUUUUGUGGGUAUAGAUGAGGUAGGUUUUGAUAAUGAGGCCUAGUUGAGAGAAAUUUUAAAUAAAAUUAAAAUUAUAUAUCCAAAUCAAUCAAUUUCCAUAUUAAUUAUAUCUAUAGAAUUAUUAUAAUAAAAAUAUAAUAGUAACUUUUGCUGUAAACGGAGGCAAAAUGAAACAUUAUCAAAAAUUCGAACUUUUUAUACUAUAGUCGGGUUAUUAGGUGUAAGAUUAAUAAAGUCUACGAUUUUAACUCAAAUAAACAAUAUAGGUGACUAAGAUAUUAAACAGGGUGUCCCCAAAUUCGACUACCAACGCUCUAGGGGAAAUUCCUUUGGUCAAAUUAUAUCUAGGGAUAGGGAACUUAUGUCCAAACGCAUCCUUUUCAAGAUACAGGAUGUUGAAUUUUUAAAAAUAAAAUUAUACAAAAUUUUCUGGAAAACCGUUUUAUUGCAUCAGAAGACUUUUCACUUUUUCAAAGCCUCAUAACCUGUAGAUUUACAAACAGAUAUCAUUUUGUAUAACACAAUUAACCUAUCAGUAUACGUCGAUUCUGAAGAAACUGUUUUUUAUUCUUCUAAAUAAUGAAAAGAGCGGUCUGAAGAAAUGGUUUUCUCGAAAAUUUAGUUAAUUUUAGCGUAGUCAAAUGUUAUUAUUUUUUUACUUACUUUUUUAGUAAGGAAUGAUUGUAUAAUUCAAAAAUUGAGAAAAAAAAAUUACAUUUCAUCAUGUGGCGAAGAAUUCAGGGAUGCAAAAAAGGUCCUUUAUCCCCUGUUGCACGCCUCUAGAGAAAACCAGAAAUCAUCCAUUCAUGUUAGAAACUGAUAAUCGUCAAACAGUUUCAAUAAGAAUCGAUCGGACGAUUCGAAAUUUAUUGACAGAAUAUCGUUUUAUUUAACUUUAACUUUAACACACUGUAGUUUGGAAAGAAUGCGUUAGCUGACAGAUCCCUAUUCCGAUAUGUAUAAUUUGACCAAAGGAAUUUCCCCUAGAGCGUUGAUAGUUAGAAAAAUAAUAAAUCUUAUUGAGCAGCUACCAGGACACUGAAAGUAUCCGUAUCGUCUACUAACAAACUGACGACCUCUUCAUGGUACCACUUGCCGUAUUUAGCACAUUACCUCUUAUCUGCCAUCUUAUCCACCCUAUGAAACCAUGAUAGUACCAACUCACAUGUUUUAGUAGUACUUCUACCAGUAUUUGACGUCUUUAUUAUUUUCUUGUUUUUUGGUUAAAAAGAUCUUAGGUGACCGGAAUUUCAUUGGUUAUAUAACUCUUUGUACCAAUGAGCCCAGUGGAAGGUUGUCAUACAACUGGUUACAGUCGUCUACCUUUCAAUAUAUUAUAUCGGUGGUAUUGCACGGCCAAGUGCAUUUACACAUCCUGCGAUGGUGACACUUUCAGCAUGUUUCGAAGACUGUAAAUGCACUCCUCUUUUACCUCCAAAACAGUCUGCUGGUGAUUUUUAAACGCCAACUUUUUUCAUCCAUGUUUUAAAUUCUUUUAGGGUGACUCUUCAAAUCUAGGUAUUCAUAAAUCCACUCAAUCGUUUGAAAGUAUAGUUAACAAUAAAUUUAUUUAGUUUUUGCGCUCUGGUCGGAUACCUAAACUAAGCUUUUCUCCUAAAUAAAUCUGAAUGUCUUAAAUCAAUCUUUACAAUAAACUUAAGUAGAUUGAUUGAAGCUAUCAUUUUAUUUAGUUGGAGUAUUCGUGGUGUGACAGGAGAUCCAAUACCAGUUUCCUGGUCUUCGUUGAAUAUGGAUUUUCGACCUAGUGUUUUUUCUAUCAAACUUCCGGUUUGGAUAUGAUGGCUAAUGGUUUUUCUAGGAACCUUUCAGCAGCUUUGUGCUUAAUAUUCCUCUUUUUACAGCUUGUAUAGCCGACACUAAGUCAAUAACAGACCACAGUGCUCAUUCGGGAGGCAUUGUGUUUAUUGUGACUAAAAAGGAACAAUUAGUACAAAGUUAAUAUUAUCUGAACCUACCUUAGUUGUAAUAAUCAGUAUACACCGUUUAACGAGUCUAAAUACUUUUUUAUCUCAAACAACUUUGUUGAACCUAAUUUUAGAAUAGUAAAACUUUUCCAAUUUCCGCUUAAGUAUAUAAUAAUGGUUUACAAAAAAUGUAAAAUACUCAAGAAUGUAGCCUAUCGUUAAUAAUAAAAUUUUAAAAUUUAGACUGUUACAGUUUUCAGUUCUUCACUGUAGCUUUAUAAAUAACAAUAAACAAGAUACAAAAGUUAAAAUUUUAGGGACAAUAAAUGUAUAUUUUCAUUGCGCAGUUAAAUUUUCUUUUUAAGUUUUCUAAUAAUUUAUUUUUUUGAAUACUGUAUAUAUAUGUACCUACGCUUUACAUUGAAGAAUAUGGUUAUGUUAAAUAAACUGUAUAAUCCA
Messenger RNA from Diorhabda sublineata, 9430 nucleotides. RefSeq names its product GTPase-activating protein CdGAPr (gene CdGAPr). The record is from RefSeq and is a predicted model, not a curated record. Gene Ontology annotation, biological process: small GTPase-mediated signal transduction. NCBI's taxonomy places the organism in Eukaryota, Metazoa, Arthropoda, Insecta, Coleoptera, Chrysomelidae. Gene Ontology annotation, molecular function: protein binding; GTPase activator activity; phosphatidylinositol binding. Bases 199 to 5208 code for a protein of 1669 amino acids. The transcript has 17 exons.